AUGAACCUUUCCAAGGUCGGGAAGCGGAUCCAUGGCGAGAAUCUGAGUACGAAGAACAUGAUACGGUUCGUUGACUCCCAUCAAAAGCUGGUAUACACGCUUAUUCGACACCCUUUUUUGCCAAGCUGUGGCGGUACCACAUGUGCAUUCCGGAAGUGGAUCAAUCCCAUCGAGUUGAUUCCAAAGCGUUUUGAAGGCAUUAUAAUAAUUGGUAAUAUCAAGAUUACCUUGUUGAAGAUGAGUGCUAUUUUCAUGGAGGCUAUAAAUAGGGAUAGAGAUACAAUCAAGAAAUUUGGGCGUUGCAAUGUGGUCUGUCUUGGUGCAAAGCACUCGACAGAAAUUAUAUUGUGUGAGCAUCUGCAAGACCCUAACGUUUAUGUAGUCCAUGUACGAACGCCCUCAGCUCAGGCUGGCUCUCCUCCCACUCUCUCGUCUUCGUCGUUUUCUUGCUCGCGAGUGCUCAUCAUCUCUCCGGUCUCGUCUUCUCGGGCUCCAGCCGGCCGCCUCGUUCAUCUCAGACCUGUACUCCAAGGGAAAUGGGCGAUCGCCGAAAGAUUCUUCGACCAAGUUCCAGGCGCUCUCACAGCCCCAAUCAAUGAAUUAUCAGAGACAGCACUUUUCGUAGCAGCUGUGCAUGGAAGAAAUACAAACGAUUUCAUUAAGAAGUUGGUGGAUAAGAUGCCACCAGAUAAUGUUGACGAGGCCUAUGGCAGUGUUCUGAACAAGGCUGCGGAUGUCGGAAACACUGAAGCCGUAGAAGCCAUUUUGUUAAAAAACCGGUCUUUGGUAUAUUACAGGGACGAUAUUAUGUAUAAGAGGACUCCGUUUACUCGGGCUGCUACCAAUGGCAGGAGGGACACCCUUUUAUAUUUGUUGGAGUUCGUUAAGGAUGAUGAGGAUUCCUCUAAGCUCUUCCCCGAUGAGGAUUCUGCUGCUUUCCUUAUGGCCGAGACAAUAAGAUCCGGAUAUUAUGAUAUCGCUUUGUAUUUGGUUAAAAAAUAUCCGCUUUUAGCUUUCUCAAAACGAAAUAAUGGUGUCUAUGGAUUGGAAUCAUUGGCUACAACAGCUGCUUCUGCAUUCAAGAGUGGCACUCACUAUCGAUGGUGGCAACACAUAAUCUAUGCUCAUGUUCCUGUGAAGUCGGUCGACUGCAUUAUAAACCACACCCUGACAGUUUUAGUUGAGAAUCCAGUUGACGACGCUGAUCAAGUUAUGGGACGGAGUUGGGCUAGACUUUUGGUGGAAUACUUCUGCAUUUCCGUGCCUUGUAUUAAACACAUCCAAAAGCAAAAAGAGAUGCAUCUUCUAACUCUUGAGCUGCUCAAGUGUUUCUGUGAGGGAAUUGCAUCUCUACAAGACUCAGCCAAGCACAGCUCACUUACACGAGAGGCAAUCAUGUCGGCUGCAAGGAAUGGGAUUCCCGAGAUUGUGCAUGAAAUUGUGGAAUCAUUUCCUUCUGUACUUUGGACUAAAGACGAAGACGGCCGGCGUGUAUUUGAGAAGGCGGUUUUAGAGCGUCAAGAGAAUGCAUUCAACCUUGUAUAUCAAAUGGGAAAGUAUUCUCGAGAAUUUGUACUACAACAUUAUGAUGAAGGCAACAACAUCCUACACUUGGCCGGAAAACUAGCACCUCCAACCAAACUCAGCCAGAUUUCUGGUGCAGCUUUGCAAAUGCAACUUGAGUUACAGUGGUUUGAGGCAGUGAAGAAGCUUAUGAGUCCCAGAGAUAUAGAUUGGAGAAACAAUGAUGGGAAAACUCCUGCAACGAUAUUUACUGAAGAACAUAAGAAAUUAGUAUCUGAAGGAGAAAAAUGGAUGAAAGACACAGCAAACUCAUGCACAAUUCCGGCAGCACUUAUUGUCACCAUGGUAUUUGCUGCUGCAGUCACCAUUCCAGGUGGGAUCAAUGGUACAAAUGGCAUACCAAUUUUCCAUAAGGAAGUGGUAUUUAAUUUCUUUGCCGUUUUCGAUGCAAUCUCAUUAUUCGCAUCGAUCACUUCUUUGCUAGUGCACUUGUCCAUCCUCACUUCCCGAUUUGCCGAGGGUGAUUUUCUCUUUGCUCUUCCAAAUAGGCUUGUAAUUGGGUUGUUCACCCUUUUCCUCUCCAUUACGGCAAUGUUGAUAGCCUUCAGUUGUGCAAUCUAUCUUCUAUUUGGGAACAGGGCAUGGAUACUUUAUCCGGUGGCAGGGUUAGCAUGCGUACCAAUCAUUUCCUUCGCCUCCCUACAGUACCCUCUCCUUCGAGAUCUCAUGAAGUCAACAUAUGGCCCUGGAAUUUUCGGUAAACAAAGUGAGGUUCCCUUUUAUAGGGAGGGUACAGUCUGUAUCAGUUCUUGGAUGCAUGUGAAAAAUAUGUCUGUAAUGAUAGGCCAAUUGUCAUAAUAGGCCUAAACUAAUUUCUAUUUAAGACAGGCGGUAUUUAUUGACUUUUAAUUAUCUUUUGUUUAGCUUUUUGUUAAAAAAUUUGAGAUUAAUCAUU
Molecule: messenger RNA, 2479 nt
Organism: Rhododendron vialii
Lineage: Eukaryota; Viridiplantae; Streptophyta; Magnoliopsida; Ericales; Ericaceae
Exons: 9
Coding region: 1-2382 (793 amino acids)
Molecular function (GO): protein binding
Source: RefSeq, a predicted model, not a curated record